Molecule: messenger RNA, 1179 nt
Organism: Annulohypoxylon maeteangense
Lineage: Eukaryota; Fungi; Ascomycota; Sordariomycetes; Xylariales; Hypoxylaceae
Product: carbohydrate esterase family 15 protein
Exons: 1
Coding region: 1-1179 (392 amino acids)
Source: RefSeq, a predicted model, not a curated record
AUGAAGUCCCUUUCAGUCGUACUGUGGACCCUUGCGGGUUUCGUCGCGGCUCAGGAAGUGUCCCCCACGCCAACAACAUGCACGGUCGACACCAACGCAACCUACCCGAAAUCACCCAAGCUCCCUGACCCAUUCCUCUUAGCGGACGGGAAACGCCUCGCUACCAAAGAUGAAUGGGCCUGUAAGCGAGCCGAAAUCCGAGAUCAGAUCCAGCGUUACGAGCUUGGCCCAAAGCCGCCGAAACCCACUGUCUCGGCCACGGCCUCUAGCGGAAAAAUCACGAUCGUCAGUUCCGAGGGCGGAAAAUCCAUGUCAUUUGCCGUAUCGAUUAAACUUCCUAGCGGGACCGGCCCCUUCCCGGCCGUAAUCGCGUACGAAGGAACAUCGAUCCCGGUCCCCGCCGGCGUCGCAACUAUAACAUACCCGAACCACGAAGUCGCGGCCGACGACCCGCGGGGCAAGGGGAAGUUCUACGACUUGUACGGCUCUACGCACACAGCCGGCGGGUUGAUAGCCUGGGCAUGGGGCGUAAGCCGGGUCAUCGACGCUUUGGAACAGCUCGGACCCGAGUCCACAAAAAUCGACGUCAAGCGCCUCGCCGUAACUGGCUGUUCCCGUAACGGCAAAGGAGCCCUGAUCGCUAGCGCUUUCGACGACCGGAUCGCGCUCGCAAUUCCGCAAGAAGGCGGGAGCGGCGGACCUGGGUGCUGGCGCAUAGUAGCGGAUAUCAAGAAGAACGGGACGAAGACGGAAGACGCCACACAGAUCGUCAACGGGGAUUCGUGGUUCGCGACUGCGUUUUCGACGUAUGCCCCUGACACUACGGUGUUGCCAUAUGACCAUCAUAUGCUGAUGGCCCUUGUGGCACCGAGGGGGUUGUUGGUCAUUGAGAACUCGGGGAUUGAUUACCUCGGCCCCAUUAGCACGUAUGGCUGUUCGGUGGGCGCACACAUGGUGUACGAGAGCCUGGGGGUGAAAGAUAACUUCGGGGUGUCGCAGGCUUCGCAUGGGAAUUCGCACUGUUCAAUGCCCAGCUCACAGAAUCCGGAGGUCGCGGCUUUCUUCAACAAGUUCCUCCUCGGCCAGGCUGAUGUGGCUACUGAAGUGAUUAAGACGGAUGGAAAGUUCACUUGGUUUGCCGGUCAGUGGAUUGACUGGGCUGUUCAGACGCUGUCGUAG